AGGGCUGAUCGGGAGGCGGAGCCCCGAGCUGGGGGCUGCUGGCUAGUGGCUCUCUAGGCUCCUUAGCUCGGGCGUCCUGGUUCGCUUCAGUGUCCGCUGUCUCCACCGCUGCUUCUUCUUCCUUCUUCUUCACGGUCGCCACCGCCCGCAGCACCGCAGCCCCUCCUGCCAUGGCCGCCGCCGGCGCCCGGCGCAGCCCGGGCCGCGGCUUGGGGCUUCGGGGGCGGCCGAGGCUCGGCUUCCACCCGGGGCCGCCGCCGCCACCGCCGCCGCCGCUGCUGUUGCUGUUUCUGCUCCUGCUGCCGCCGCCGCCGUUGCUGGCCGGCGCCACGGCCGCCGCCGCCUCGCGGGAGCCCGACAGCCCAUGCCGGCUCAAGACCGUCACCGUAUCCACGCUGCCCGCUCUGCGGGAAAGCGACAUCGGCUGGAGCGGUGCCCGCACCGGGGCCGCGGCCGGGGCUGGGGCCGGGACCGGAGCCGGGGCCGGAGCUGCUGCUGCUGCCGCCUCCGCCGCGUCCCCGGGCUCCGCGGGUUCAGCCGGCACAGCCGCGGAGUCUCGUCUCCUUCUCUUUGUGCGUAAUGAGCUCCCCGGGCGCAUCGCGGUACAAGAUGACCUGGACAACACUGAGCUGCCCUUCUUCACCCUGGAGAUGUCUGGCACAGCAGCGGACAUUUCUUUGGUUCACUGGAGGCAGCAGUGGCUGGAGAAUGGCACAUUGUACUUCCACGUUUCCAUGAGCAGCUCUGGGCAACUGGCUCAGGCCACUGCUCCCACACUCCAGGAGCCCUCGGAGAUCGUUGAGGAACAGAUGCAUAUCCUCCACAUUUCUGUGAUGGGUGGACUCAUUGCACUUCUCCUCCUGCUGUUGGUGUUCACAGUGGCACUGUAUGCCCAGCGACGCUGGCAGAAGCGCCGGCGCAUCCCACAGAAGAGCGCAAGUACAGAAGCUACUCAUGAGAUUCACUACAUCCCAUCAGUGCUGCUGGGUCCUCAGGCCAGGGAAAGCUUCCGAUCCUCCAGACUUCAGACACACAACUCAGUCAUUGGUGUGCCUAUCCGGGAAACCCCCAUCCUGGAUGACUAUGACUAUGAAGAGGAGGAGGAACCACCCAGGCGAGCCAACCACGUCUCCCGUGAGGAUGAGUUUGGUAGCCAGAUGACCCAUGCCCUGGACAGCUUGGGAAGGCCAGGAGAAGAGAAAGUGGAAUUUGAGAAGAAAGCAGCAGCUGAGGCGACACAGGAAACAGUGGAGUCCCUGAUGCAGAAGUUCAAGGAGAGUUUCCGUGCUAACACACCAGUGGAGAUCGGUCAGUUGCAGCCAGCCUCGCGCAGCAGCACCUCUGCAGGGAAGAGGAAGCGGAGGAACAAAUCUCGAGGGGGAAUCAGCUUUGGGAGAACCAAGGGGACAUCAGGCUCAGAAGCAGAUGACGAAACACAGCUGACCUUCUACACAGAGCAGUACCGCAGUCGCCGCCGCAGCAAAGGUUUACUGAAAAGCCCUGUGAAUAAGACAGCCUUAACACUGAUUGCUGUGAGCUCCUGCAUCUUGGCCAUGGUGUGUGGCAACCAGAUGUCCUGUCCACUUACUGUGAAGGUGACUUUGCAUGUGCCUGAACACUUCAUUGCAGAUGGGAGCAGCUUUGUGGUGAGUGAAGGAAGCUACCUGGAUAUCUCCGAUUGGCUAAACCCUGCCAAGCUGUCUCUGUAUUACCAGAUCAAUGCCACCUCGCCAUGGGUGAGAGACCUCUGUGGACAGAGGACGACAGAUGCCUGUGAACAGCUCUGUGACCCAGAUACUGGGGAGUGCAGUUGUCAUGAAGGUUACGCCCCUGACCCAGUCCACAGACAUCUAUGUGUUCGCAGUGACUGGGGUCAAAGUGAAGGACCUUGGCCUUACACAACACUGGAGAGGGGCUAUGAUCUGGUGACAGGAGAGCAAGCCCCUGAAAAGAUUCUCAGGUCUACUUUCAGCUUGGGCCAAGGCCUCUGGCUUCCGGUCAGCAAAAGCUUUGUGGUGCCACCGGUGGAGCUGUCCAUCAACCCCCUGGCCAGCUGCAAGACGGAUGUGCUCGUCACAGAAGACCCUGCGGAUGUCAGGGAAGAAGCAAUGUUGUCCACGUACUUUGAAACCAUCAACGACCUGCUGUCCUCCUUUGGUCCAGUCCGUGACUGCUCAAGGAACAACGGGGGCUGUACCCGUAACUUCAAGUGUGUGUCUGACCGCCAGGUGGACUCCUCGGGAUGUGUGUGUCCUGAGGAACUGAAGCCCAUGAAGGAUGGCUCUGGCUGCUAUGAUCACUCCAAGGGCAUCGACUGCUCUGAUGGCUUUAAUGGAGGGUGUGAGCAGCUUUGCCUACAACAAACACUGCCUUUGCCCUAUGAUACCACCUCCAGCACCAUCUUCAUGUUCUGCGGCUGUGUGGAAGAGUACAAGCUGGCUCCUGAUGGGAAAUCCUGUCUAAUGCUCUCAGAUGUCUGUGAGGGCCCCAAGUGCCUCAAACCUGACUCCAAAUUCAAUGACACCCUCUUUGGAGAGAUGCUACAUGGUUACAACAACCGGACACAACAUGUAAACCAAGGCCAAGUCUUCCAAAUGACAUUCAGGGAGAAUAACUUCAUCAAGGACUUUCCACAGCUGGCAGAUGGGCUGUUGGUGAUCCCGCUGCCAGUGGAAGAGCAAUGCCGGGGGGUUCUCUCUGAGCCCCUUCCAGACCUUCAGCUUCUCACAGGAGACAUCAGGUAUGAUGAGGCCAUGGGGUACCCCAUGGUGCAACAGUGGCGUGUCCGGAGCAAUCUCUAUCGUGUGAAGCUGAGUACUAUCACCCUCUCAGCAGGCUUCACCAAUGUCCUAAAGAUCCUGACCAAAGAGAGCAGUCGGGAUGAGCUGCUGUCCUUCAUCCAGCACUAUGGCUCCCACUACAUUGCCGAGGCUUUAUACGGUUCUGAGCUCACCUGCAUCAUCCAUUUUCCCAGCAAGAAGGUCCAGCAGCAGCUAUGGCUCCAAUAUCAGAAAGGUGUAAAGGCCCAAGGCUGACAUGAGGAGUUCUCUUUGACCAUUUCCACCAUCAAGGCAGCAUCUCUCAUUUGAACCCAACUUCACGUAUCCAACUAAUCUAAUUAGCCAACGUACUAGGGCAACUUCUGUAUUCCACCCUCUGAGUGCUGAAUUGUAAGUAGCCUGCUCUGUCUGCCUAGCAGUUAUAUGGGUGGUAGGGCUCCAGAUCCUGGUCCUCGUGCUUGCUAACUGUACAGCAAGUACUUUAACCACUGAGAAAUCUCCUAGCAGCACACAAUGAUAGAUCAGUCUACUUGAGAAAUGGAGUCUCACAGUUGAGAAAUCGAGUCUCAGACAUGGUGAGUGCAGUGCCCAUAGAGACACAGCUGAUGAAUAGCAGAGCCAAUGUUGGAACUCACAGUUGGAACUGUCUACCUACAAAAGCCCUUUCCUUUCCUUUCCUUUCCUUUCCUUUCCUUUCCUUUCCCUUCCCUUCCCUUCCCUUCCCUUCCCUUCCCUUCCCUUCCCUUCCCUUCCCUUCCUUUUCCUUUCCUUCCCUUUUGCCAGCUAUGUUACACUGCUUUCUGUUAUAGUUAAUAUUAUUUGUAUCAAUUAAUUGUGAAAUAAAAGGCUCUUGAUUACAAAGGGUAAGAAUUGACGAUACGAACCUGGUUGCACUUUCUCCACAGGACUUAUUCCCCCCACCCCCAGCUCUAGGAAACCCAUAAGUCAUAAACACAAACCACAGAACAUUGUGGCCCUCGGAGUACUCAUUGAGCUUAGCUUUCCAGUUUGCCCUUGUGGAAACUAGAGUGCAAUAGGAGGAGGAGGAAGUCUGUGCUAAGUCACAUAGCUCUACAUAUCAAGGCAAAGUGAAGUUGCUUCCCGCCAUCUUUCAGUGCUUGUCAGCUGCUGACUAUGCCUAUGAGAUAGAAUCCCUGAGCCUGCCUUGGCCAUAUCUAUAGCUUUUCUUUCUGCCUUUGGAGGCUCUGCAUCCCUAGCUGUGACUGCAUCCCUGCUUGCUUCCUGCAUGCGACUGUGUGGGGCAUGGUUAGUUUAUAGGCUCAGAGGACAUAAUUGAGUUGUCAGGGAAUAGCUCCGUUUUAUGGCUAUGACAAUGACAGUCUUUAAGGAAGUGCAUUAAAUCAAUAGAAGUCUCAUUGUACCACCCUAUAAAUAACGUGACGCAUCAUUAAGCAGGGCAAUAAGCUUCAGGACUUUGAAGUAACACAAUUAGGUUAUGUUUAUAUAUAUAUAAACCCUCUCUUGCUGUGGCCACCGAACUAAUUUGCUUCAUGCCCUAUUCAGGGCCUGGGAAACUACUGUGAUGCUAAAUGUCAUCCCAUCUCCAUCCUUGGUUGCUUUCAGGGCCUAGGCUUCCUUCUUGAAAAAAAAAUCCCAUUCCUUGUAAUAAAAAUGGAAUCUGCUACAAGAAAUAUGGGAGAAGAAGAAAAGCUAGAAGAACAGCUGAAGUCUUCUCAGCCACCCCUCUCCUACUUCAAGGACUGGGUGACUUUGAUGUUGGAGCUUCUGUCUCUGGGUUUUUAUUCUGCAUAUAUUUUUACUCCUUUCAUGGUCUAUAUUUGCUCCAGGAAGAAUAGAGAGAUGCUCUGAAGCCAAGAUAACCAUUUGCAGUCUCUCUCUUUUUCUCUCUCUCCUGCACAGUGUGCGUGCUUUCCUAUGGUCCAUUGGAAUUCUUGAUUUAUUUUCUGAUAAUGGGGAAUAACACAAAAGACUGGGAAGCCGGGCAAUGGUGGAUCACCCCUUUAAUCCCAGCACCUGGGAGGCAAAGACAGGUAGAUUUCUAAGUUCGAAGUCAGCCUGGUCUACAGAGUGAGUUCCAGGACAGCCAAGGCUAUACAGAGAAACCCUGUCUCAAAAAAACAAAACAACAACAACAACAACAAAGACUGGGGAGGUUAUAAAAUCAAGAAAAGAUGUUGGGAACACUUGGGUUCAGAGACAGUUGAUAGCAUUUCCCUUCUGAGCCGUCAGACAUGUAAAAUCAACAUCUGCUAAACACUAGGAUCCUGGUCAGUUAAAUCUUUGUGGUUGUUAGGUGGGAGCAGAGCUUGUGAGAGGAGGAGUGGGACACAUCUAGACUUCUUAUAUACCCAUCGUAGCUUUCAAGUUUUCAGAUGCCCCAUGCUAAGUGAGAGACAGUUAUUCCCUUUCACAACUUUUAGGUGAAUGAGAGGAACCACCACAGGAAAAUUUUCCAGUACUUAGUAGGCACAUGAAAAACAGUAGGUUGAAAUAAAAUGAACAUUAUAGAUAUCAGCUAAAGAAUCUAGACCAGGCCCCAGCCCUACUUAAUGUGUGACCUCUAUCUUUGUUUCUCCCUGUGAACUACACGUGCCAUUGAAAGAGGGUGGCAUUUGCAAAUGUCUUUUCCAUUCAGCAGAAAUGUGUAGCUUUUUCUCGACUAGAAUGAGCAUGCUGGGAAAAAGAUCAAAUAGGACCUGGCAGUCAACAGUGAACAUUUUCAUAGCACUCUACAGUAUCCUACCAUCUACCUCCCGGGAAGCAAAGAAGAAAAGAGUAGUACACCUCCCUUUGCAAAAAGAAGAGAAAGUAGGCUUUCUGUACCACAUACUCCUCAAUGAGAGCACUGGGGACUGAAUCCCAAACUGGACCUAAAGCUUGCUUCACUACAGUCAGCAUCUCUAGACACGAAAAAGAAACGUCAUAGCCCUUUCCAUGCCUAAAGUCCUUAUUUGCUAGUUCUACCCAUUUGAGGAGUGGCUACUGGGAAAAAGAGCUCAGCUUAGUCAAUAGUUUCUUCCACAGGAAGAAUAAGGGGCCUGAGAAUUUUCUUCUCUGUUAUAGGGGCAAAGUAAAAGCCAAGAUAAUAAAUAGCCCCUGGAUAUGCCAAAGAUGAAUGAAAAGAUUCAGGGAGGCAGAUAAAGGGACUUGAGCUUUCACCACUCUGGAGGAGCCUGGAGGAGCCCAGAGGACUAGGCAGGGCAGUAAAAUGUUACCUGAAUUGACACUAAUCCAGGAAAAUGGGGACUCUAAAUGCAAUUAUGUAUCUAAAACCAUCACUGGAAACUAAGAAUCCUAGGUGAGAUUAGCAUGUAAACUGCUCAGCCUAUCAGGUUCCUAUAAUCAUCACCUGUGUGCCCAUGCCUUUCUCCAAGCUCAGGUGACAUUCUGAGUGUCUUAUGCUAGUAUUAUGCUUGCAAAACAUAUUGCAGUAUCUCCCACCCCGAGCUGGGGCAUUAUUUCAUUGUCUGCCUUGCUAGGUGCAUCUUCUACUUAUCUGUGACCUUGGUACUGAGGCCUUAGUUAUGACUGUUUAUAAAGUCAUUCAGGAAUAAUGUCUUUCUUUUGGGAAUAAAGCAAAGUUUCAUAAUCAGCGGGGUCAUCCUUAAAAUCACAGGCAUAGGCCAAGGCCCAGCCUCAGCUUGGAGAGGGCUUCUGAGAGAAGGAGUGUCUGGAAGCAGCGAAAACAAACAUCUCGAAGUCAAAUCCCGGGUCCAAGCUGGUGACCUAUGUUCUGCUGGAGACGGCCUUCCAGCCUGCUUUCUCUGUUCUGCUUUCUUUCUCUGGAGAUCUUGAGACUGCUCUCUGGAGACAACUUUCUCUUGCUACAGUUCUCCAAGUAGUUCUCUCUUGCUAAUCUAAAAAGUCCUCUGGAUAGCUCCUCUCUUGCAGAUCAUAAGUCCAAACUUCAUUGUACAUAUCAAUCCAGUCAUUUACUCCAGGUUUCCUUUUGAUUAUCCUACAAAAGAGUAUCCUGCGACUCCAGCCCCCUUAAUUUUUAGGAGACAACAAGCACACAUUUUCUUUUAACACUGCAAAAGAAUUCAGAGAUCUGCUGUCUCUGCUAAAUGCUAAACUAGCUGGGUAGGAGCCAUCUGGAAAUUACAAAUUCUACCACACCUGGGCCUAACCUUGCUCUGUCCGGGGUUGACCUUGUACUCAGGAAUUUGUCUGCCUUUGUAAGCAUAAACAAACAAACAAACAAACAAAAAACAGUGUAGCUGGGUGGGAUCUCCUUCAAUCACCACUCCCUAAACAUCUUUAUCUCCUUUCUUAGUAUUUUUCUGGCAGGUUGGCUCAUCUCAAAGCUGUUUUGUUUCUGUAGAUUUGUGAAGCCCUUCAUUAAUUCAUGUUGCAUUCAUGUUUUUAGAGUUCUUUUUCACAGACUUAAGGGUUGUUCUGAAGGUCCCAGUGUUUACCAUUUUGUUAAAACAUUAUCUGGACCUUAGCCUCCUAGAUUCCUGUUAUCUCUGAUUAUCAAGGAGUCAUUAACUUGCCCUGUUCCAGCGACAGGAGCCAAGUUAUUCUGACCCUACCAAGGCCAUUCUAGACCCAGCAGGCAUAGUUUGGGUCAGCUGUAUGAUCAUAAGCAAAUGGGUCUACUCUGUGAGACAGUUUCCAUAUUUGCAAGCAGAGUGGUUGUAUAGUCUAUAUAAGAUAAUAAAUUGGUGGAUAGAUGUGUCUAGUACCGAGUUGGAACAACUAAUCAUUUUCCUCAUCCAACUGACUCCUCUACCCAUUUAGAUCACAGUGAUCCCACAUACAUAUUCAGAGGUAGAGGAAAUAUAAUUGAGAUUUUACUAACAUCACUUGUAAAUUGAUACAGGGUCAGGGAUGGUUCAAAUUGUUCUAGAGUGGGGAGUGGCCCAAUGAAUUCAGCUACAGUAUUAGAACCAGAGGCGUGGGCUGUAGAGGCAGACCUUAGAGGAACCGGCCAGGAUUGGUGACACUUUCUCCUAUGUCCUAGUCUGUGAUGGAUACAGAAGUUACGGGUCCUCACAGCUUAUUUUAUAGUUGCUUUUUACUUUUUGCAGAAAGUGACCUUAUAAGUAGAUGGCUAUGACUAUGUGAAAUGAUGAUUUAACCUCUGUGAGUAAACAGAGAGAACAAAAAGGAGGACAAGGAAGAAGAAUAGGAGAACGGACAGCGGGAAACCCAAAUCCAAAGAAGCAGACAGGAGGCAAAGCAGACAGGAGGCAAAGCAGACAGGAGGCAAAGCAGACAGGAAGCAAAGCAGACAGGAAACAAAGCAGACAGGAGGCAAAGCAGACAGGAGGCAAAGCAGACAGGAAGCAAAGCAGCUCAAAUCUUCCAAGCAAAGAGCCUCCCAAGCCUUUGUGCCCUGUGAACGAACAUUCUGUUCCACAUACCCUGUUCUUGAAUUUUUUUGAAGCUCUGGUAUAGGGAGACGCUCCCGCAGAGAAACACCCUUUUUCAAAGGUGUGUUAUCUCUGUUUUACAUUUCCAGGCUAAUUCUAGGGAAUGAAUUUCCAUCUGAAUUAUAACACUGGUGAAUGCCGACUGGAACACUCCUGGGCUACUUUUUGGCUGUUUGAGAGGCAGAUCAGGACAUUGGGCUGGAGGAGGAAAAUGCCAAGAUGUAGCCAACUGUCACUUCCUCUUGUGCUGACAGGUGUGGCCGAGGGCUGUUGUGAGCUAGAGAACUCUCCCGAGCUCUCUAUUUCCUGAGGGAACUUGCUUCAAAGACAGCAAGGAGACAUGAAAGGGCUUGUUCUUGGGAUCUGAGACUGCUAGGGUGCCAGUUGACUUCCCCAGUGAUUUCAUAACCUGGGGCCGAUUUUUUUUUCUGUCUUUCUUUUUCUUUCUUCUCAUCUUGCCUGACCUUUCAGUAGCAUUUGACAGUCUACUGCCUCCAGCUUGAUGCAAUUCUGUGCUUGCUUGUAUGAAACCAGAUCUUCCAGUGUUCUCCCCUCCCUCCCUGUCUGUUGCUCCUCAUCUCCCUUCACAGGCUUCUCCUUCUCUGCAAAAUCAGUAACAUAGCACGGGAGGCAUGUGUUUUUGGUCCUUUUCCUGGGCUAUCUCUGUGUCAAUCUAUUAGAUUCUCUGUUGUCCCUACACUCUGGCCUCACCAUAUACAUGAGUUAAAACUCUUGUUCCAAGCCUUCCUCCAAGGUUUACUAGCCUGCUUAUUCUCUUACAGCAUGAACUCAAACCCACAGAACCCAGUGCUUUGCUAGAACUCUAGUGAAAAGUGCCAGUACUCGUUUAGAGUCUGGGAAACCUCAGCACCUCCUUUUCUCUGACUCCUCUGCCCCAUUUCCAAACCAUCGCAAAUCUCAUCAACUUGCAUUUCCUGGAUGUUCUUGCCUCUCACCGUUUCCACCUUACUCUUGCCUUCUGAGCCUAAGCAGACCAUCACAGCUUGUUUCAGGUCCAGUGUUAGUCUCCUACCUGAAGCUACUCUUUAUCCCAUAUUAGUCUGUACCACACAACAGCCCUAAUGAUGUAUGUGACAUUCAGGUUCUUCAGAGAAACAGUACCAGGAUAAUGAAACACACACACACACACACACACACACACACACACACACACACACAUACACACA
Molecule: messenger RNA, 9327 nt
Organism: Mus musculus (house mouse)
Lineage: Eukaryota; Metazoa; Chordata; Mammalia; Rodentia; Muridae
Gene: Astn2
Product: astrotactin 2
Exons: 17
Coding region: 171-3035 (954 amino acids)
Biological process (GO): neuron migration
Cellular component (GO): clathrin-coated vesicle; early endosome; membrane
Molecular function (GO): inositol 1,3,4,5 tetrakisphosphate binding; calcium ion binding
Source: RefSeq, a predicted model, not a curated record